Molecule: messenger RNA, 2107 nt
Organism: Microplitis mediator
Lineage: Eukaryota; Metazoa; Arthropoda; Insecta; Hymenoptera; Braconidae
Product: lipase 3-like
Exons: 11
Coding region: 143-2101 (652 amino acids)
Biological process (GO): lipid metabolic process
Source: RefSeq, a predicted model, not a curated record
GGUCGCGAUAACGUUCAGACACAGUAAUCACAAAAAAACAAAUUUGUUUUUUAUUUUUUACAAAAAAAUAACGGGCAGUUCCAAUAAAAAAAAUUUUCUGCCAUUCUUUGAUUAUAAUUAAUUUUUUUUUUAUUAAUUUGUAAUGAUUAAUUAUAAAUUAAUAAUUUUUAUUUACUUACAAGUGUUAACUAAUUUUGUCGUAACAUAUAGAAUUAGUAAACGUCAUGCUGACGAUAAUUAUAAUUUGGAGCGGCAAUUUGAAAUCUUACAAGAUUAUAAAUUAGAACGUUACGUUUUUCCGGAAGUAAUACCGAAUUCUGACAGCGAAAUAAAUAAUUAUGAUGAAUUAAAUUCGACUAUAGUUUACCGACUUCGAAAAGAAAAAAAAUAUAUUUUAGAUAAUAAUAAUGAUGAUGAUAAUUAUAUCAAAGGUAUAAUUUUACUACGUCAAGGUUUUGAGUGUCAUUUGAAUAAUUGUUGUGUUAACAAAUUGCAGAUGGCCGUUGCGUAUUUACUUGUCGAUCAAGGUUAUGAUAUAUGGCUGGGUAUUGACAAUAAAAGUGAUAAAAAUUUAACGAUAGAUGAAUUAAUAGAAAAUGAAAAUACAGAUAAAAUAGCCCAAUAUAUAUUAUUAUCGACUGGUCAAUCAGAAUUGAUUGUAAUGGACAAUAAUAAUAAAUCCAAUAAUAUUUAUGAAAUUUCUUCUAACAUUAUUGAUGUGGAUAAUGACUCAAGAAUAUCCAAAUGGUGGAAUGGAGUAAAAAGUUGGGUCGUAGGUGUUUAUCGCACUGGAAAAAAUUAUGUAACAAGUAGUUACGAAGCGAGGAUUAAUGAUAUGAAUGCAAUCGGUCAGAAAGUCGAUCAUAUAUUGGAAAAUAAAGCAAUCGAUGGUGUAAAGGAAAAAAUAUUAAAUGCCUACGGAAUAUUUACUUCGAUGUUACCAACACUGAAAAUUGAUAUUUUUUCGAAAUUAACUAACGAUCCGGAUACUGAUUUGAGUACGGCACAAUUGAUUAAAAAAUAUGGCUACGAUUGCGAGACCCAUUUAAUUAUAACAAAAGACGGCUAUAUAUUAACAUUGCACCGGAUAAGUGGAGGUAAAAAAUACCCACCGAAGGCUGGCAAACCGGUGGUCUAUCUUCAGCAUGGACUCUUAUCUGAUUCUGCUAGUUGGAUCCUUACUGGACCUUCACAUGGCUUAGGUUACGUACUAGCUGAUGAAAAUUACGAUGUGUGGAUGGGUAAUUCCCGUGGCACGACACAUUCACGCGCACACGUUAAUUUAACAACUGACGAUCCACUAUUUUGGAACUUUUCUUUCAAUGAAAUCGGACUUUAUGAUUUGCCAGCAAUAAUUGACUAUACAUUAAACAUAACUGGUGAGAAAAAAAUUGAUUACAUCGGACACUCACAGGGCACUAGCGUAUUAUUUGUUUUAUUGUCCGAACGCCCUGAAUAUAAUGAGAAAAUACGUAAAUUUGUUGCUUAUGCCCCUAUUGCUUUCGUCGGAGACGUACAGAGCCCCAUUAUAACGGCCCUUGUUCCAGCGGAAAAAAGAACUGCGAAAUUAAUUAACUAUUUUCAAAUAAACGAAUUACUGUCUGCCAACUCUCUGCUAACGAAAUUUGUCCGCGGACUCUGCGUAGCCAGGACUUUUUAUCGUAUUAUUUGCACCAAUGCCUUCUUUUUAUUGAACGGAUACGACUUAGACCAAAUUAAUAAAACUAAGAUACCAGUUCUUUUGGCGCAUUUACCAGCAGGUGGUUCAACCAAACAAAUAAUUCAUUACGCCCAGGAAAUAAAUUCUAAAAAAUUCAGAAAAUUUGAUUACAAUCCUGAAGAAAAUAUAAAACUAUACGGGCAACUAGAGCCACCAGAGUACAAACUAGACAACACAAGAAUCCCCGUUGCAUUAAUGUACGGCCCAAAUGAUCUACUCUCUGUUCCAACGGACGUGAUUCGAUUGUCCCAUGAACUAAAAAAUUUACAGCUAAAUUACUCAGUCCCUUACGCGCAAUUCAAUCAUCUAGAUUUUACAUUCGCUAUGAAUGCUCCCGAAUUAGUAUAUCGUCCCACUUUGGAUUUUUUAAAAUCCGAUUAAAUUAAU